UGUCUUGGUGCUUUACACAAGUGUUACCAAAUCAAGAGGGGUUCAGGGAUCAGUGUGUUUCCGCAACAAUGGCCAUGGCUAAGUUCUUUGCUGCUUUGAUCUUGGCACUCAUUGCCAUUUCCAUGCUUCAAACAGUGGUUAUGGCAGCUAAUGGGCAAGGAGGCCACCUUUAUGAUGAUAACAAGAGCCAAUAUGGACCCGGGAGUCUCAAGAGCUACCAAUGCCCAUCACAAUGCUCGAGGAGGUGUGGCAAGACCCAAUACCACAAGCCCUGCAUGUUUUUCUGUCAGAAGUGCUGCAGGAAAUGCCUGUGUGUGCCCCCAGGGUAUUAUGGGAACAAAGCUGUGUGCCCUUGCUACAACAACUGGAAGACUAAGGAAGGAGGACCUAAGUGCCCUUGAUCUUCAGCUUCAUAUAUCAACCGUUGCUUUUCUAUAUAAUAAUUUCCGAUGUUCUCCCAUUUAU
This is a messenger RNA of Gastrolobium bilobum, 465 nucleotides long. RefSeq names its product gibberellin-regulated protein 4-like. The transcript has 4 exons. The record is from RefSeq and is a predicted model, not a curated record. NCBI's taxonomy places the organism in Eukaryota, Viridiplantae, Streptophyta, Magnoliopsida, Fabales, Fabaceae. Bases 69 to 401 code for a protein of 110 amino acids.